AUGAUUAAUAAUACAAUCAAAUCCCUUUUUCAUUCCUCAAAGACAAUACCUUCAUCUAAUUAAUUUCAUAACAGAUGUGUUUGUGAAAUAUGUAAAUGUGGUAAACAUCAUUGUCCUAUUCAUUCCGAUAAUAUACAUGGUGAUUUUUAGUCUACAUUCCAGUAUAAUUAUUCAUUAAUAUUAGACAUGACUACCAACCAUGGAAAUCUUGUAAAUAGAAACCUUAUAAUUAUGAAAGAUAACCUUAAAAACAUUUUUAUGACCCAUCUACAUUGUUAAGUUCUUAUCAAAGUGAAUUUAUCUAAAGACCGAUUCCUGAAAAAGAAAUUAGAGAAUUACCACAUUUACCAUAAUCAUUACCUUUUACUGAUUAAUCUGAUUAUCAGACAAAUUAUUUAAAGUAAUAUACACAUAAACUAUUCAGAUUUCCAUUGCCUUUGAAAUCCCCAGUUACAAAAAAACUAUAUAAAUCUGCUCCAAGAUAAGUUCCAUGGGACACAACUUAUGGAACCGAUUUUAUUCCAAAACCAAUUGGAGAUAGAGAAUCAUUUAAACCUACUUAAUUAAAUGGUCCAAAUUGUAAACCUGAUUUUGGAUCUUCUACAUACAGAACUUCAUAUGUUCCAAUGCCUACUUGUAAACAAGGGAGAUAUAAAGACCCUCAUUAAAGAAAUUUAUAUGGAAAUCCUGGUCAAAUUGGGGGUUCAACAUAUCAAAUGGAUUAUGUAGAAAAACAAAAUUCUAAUGAAAUGUGUCCAGUAUUUGCUUUACCUAAAAGACCUGCAAAAUUACCUGGUGGUAAAUCCCAUCUAAAUUAUGAUUCUAUUAACAAUAGAUGGAUUUGA
Messenger RNA from Paramecium sonneborni, 845 nucleotides. The record is from the annotation of a GenBank genome assembly. Lineage: Eukaryota; Ciliophora; Oligohymenophorea; Peniculida; Parameciidae.